AAAACUGAAACUGCAGGAAGAGAGGAGUGACACAGCCAAUGGAAAGAGAGGGGGGGGAAGAGAGACGAAGUGCGGAAGAACUAAAGACUGAGAGACAGAUUCAUUUGUCUGAUAUCGUACUCAUUCAUCAUCUAAAUCAAGAUGUUGACAGUGGUGGGUGAAGAUGCUUUGGUCCCCAGACAGAGGAGUAGACUGCCUGUGCUGUGUGCCUUCGCUCUCGCGGCUCUAGCGUUGGUCUUUGCUCUUCUGCUGGACACUGAGCAAUUCAAUGAGAGAGCAAGACUGGUCGUUUUAUGCAUUGCCGUUGAAACAACACUUUAUAGCACGUGCUUGUUUGCAGAGGAGUGGAUUAACCAUUCAAAGCAACGGUAUCAUGGUAAAAUAAGUCGGAUCUUUCAGGAAUGCUUCAAUAGGCAUGUCAUUCUGGGAGUGGUUCUUAUCUUCCUGCAGCUAAAGUUGGGCGGAGGUUCAUUUUCUUAUGAACAACUUAGCACCGCAUGCCUUACAUGUGCUGUUUACCUGUUCUCUAAAAGCAUGGGGAUUCUGGGCCCUACUCCUGUGGAGAUCUCAGAAAUCUGUGAAGUAAGGAAAAUGAAUGUGGCACAUGGCUUGGCCUGGUCUUUCUAUACAGGCUACCUGAAAUUUGUGCUUCCAGAACUAGAAAACAAGGUCACAGAGUACGCCACAAGGAAUCAACUGAAUUCUCCUCGCCUCCAUAUUCUUCUACCCCUCAACGCCGCAGCCCCAAACAAACCAGAAGACGACGACAAUCAUGUGGUCUUCCACGAGAACCUUCCAGAACUGGAGCUGAAUAGAGCAGGUGUGCGACAACGUAGCUACAAGAACAGCAUCUAUAAAAUCACGGGCGAGAACAAUGAGACGUAUUACUGUGUUUUGGAAUACGCCACACCACUGCAGACACUGUAUCAGAUGUCCCAGGACAGAAACGCAGGGUUUGGGGAAAAAGAACGAAAAGAACAAGUCUUGCUUUUCUACAGAACCCUCAGCCAAAUUCUGGAAAAUUCUCUGGAGUGCCGGAAUCGAUUCCGUCUCGUGCUGAUCGACGAUGAGCAUACAGAUGAGCCACAUUACCUCUCCAAAGAGAUCAUUAAGCACCUGAAUCAACAGAAAGGAGAGAUACACAUGAAUCCAGUCCAAGAGCAUGCGGAUCUGGCCCAUCCACUUCCAGAAGAGGGUGCCGUGGGAGAUUUUAAUCGUGCUUUGGAUGAUGCCUUUCCAGAAGAUCAGAUGAACAGCUUACCAACCCUCAUGUUUAGCCUCCCUAGAUCAUUGAGAUCAGGUCCAGUAGAAACUACUGAUGAUUACGGACAACAUGGCGCAAGAAGAUAGACUCAUGUGGGACCAACAAAUUAGGAAAUAUGGGAAAUAAAAGCAAAAUAUGCACUUUA
Misgurnus anguillicaudatus (oriental weatherfish) is the source of this 1409-nucleotide messenger RNA. RefSeq names its product stimulator of interferon response cGAMP interactor 1 (gene sting1). NCBI's taxonomy places the organism in Eukaryota, Metazoa, Chordata, Actinopteri, Cypriniformes, Cobitidae. The record is from RefSeq and is a predicted model, not a curated record. Gene Ontology annotation, biological process: reticulophagy; positive regulation of macroautophagy; autophagosome assembly. Gene Ontology annotation, cellular component: endoplasmic reticulum membrane; autophagosome. Gene Ontology annotation, molecular function: cyclic-di-GMP binding; 2',3'-cyclic GMP-AMP binding.